Messenger RNA from Chinchilla lanigera (long-tailed chinchilla), 3159 nucleotides. RefSeq names its product BCL2-like 13 (apoptosis facilitator) (gene Bcl2l13). The coding region runs from base 347 to 1705 and encodes 452 amino acids. Gene Ontology annotation, cellular component: mitochondrion. Lineage: Eukaryota; Metazoa; Chordata; Mammalia; Rodentia; Chinchillidae. The transcript is spliced from 7 exons. Gene Ontology annotation, biological process: apoptotic process; regulation of apoptotic process. The record is from RefSeq and is a predicted model, not a curated record.
GGCGGGGGAGGUGCGUCGACUCUCUAGGUCACAUCUGCGCGAGGAGGUUUCCACGAACUCUGUGGUCUGUGCUUCCGCUCCGGGUAAGAGAGCCGCCCCCUUCCGGCAUCCUGGGCCCGCCCCGACGCCGGCGGUGACGGAAGCGCGCUGGGGGUGACCUCACCCUCCAACAUGGCGGCGGCGGUAGAUUAGGGCCGCGGGUCGAAGCAGCCACUGCCGCUGGGGGGAACCCUGUCGGAAGCAACUGCCGCCGCCGCCUCCUCUUUCAUCUCUUCUGGGGCAGGGGCCAGGGCCAGGUCUGACACAUCUGUAAGUAGACCUCUGGGGAGCUCUGCCAGCCAAGUCAAUGGCGUCUUCUACUACAGUGCCUCUAGGAUUUCACUAUGAAACAAAGUAUGUCGUCCUCAGCUACUUGGGACUCCUCUCUCAGGAGAAGCUGCAAGAGCAACGGCUUCCCUUACCCCAAGGGGCUCAACUAGGUGCAGCUGCACAGUCUGUGGACCCAGAAGUUUUAUCAGCAGUUAAAUCUGAAAUUGAAGAAGAGCUAAAAUCCCUGGACAAAGAAAUUUCUGAAGCCUUCACCAGCACAGGCUUUGAUCGUCACACUUCUCCCGUGUUCAGCCCUGCUAACCCAGAAAGCUCAAUAGAAGAUUGCUUGGCCCAUCUUGGAGAAAGAGUGUCCCAAGACCUGAAAGAGCCUCUGCGUAAAGCACUGCAAAUGCUCCUCAGCCAGCCAGUGACAUAUCAGGCAUAUCGCGAAUGUGUACUGGAGACUGCAGCUCAUGCCAGCGGCUGGAAUAAGAUCUUGGUGCCUCUGGUUUUGCUACGACAGAUGCUUUUGGAGUUGACAAGACGUGGUCAAGAGCCUCUGAGCGCACUGCUGCAGCUUGGCGUGGCAUAUCUAGAGGAGCACGCAGCGGAGUACAUCAUUCAGCAAGGCGGCUGGGGCGCUGUCUUCAGUCUUGAGUCCGAGGAGGAGGAGUACCCUGGCCUCACUGCAGAGGACAGCAACGACAUUUACAUUCUGCCCAGCGACAACUCUGGACAAGUCAGCCCCCCCGAGUCUCCAACCGUGACGACCUCCUGGCAGUCAGAGAGCCUGCCCGUGUCCCUGUCCGCGAGCCAGAGCUGGCACACGGAAAGCCUGCCCGUGUCUCUCGGCCCUGAGUCCUGGCAGCAGAUUGCCAUGGAUCCUGAAGAAGUCAAAAGCUUGGAUAGCAAUGGAGCUGGGGAGAAGAGUGAGAACAACUCUUCCAACUCCGACAUUGUGCAUGUGGAGAAAGAAGAGAUUCCCGAGGGCGCGGCGGAGGUGGCCGGGGCCGCCGCCCUGCCAACCGGGGAGCCACCAGAGGCGCAGCCCGGAGCCCCCGCUCCCUUGGUUCCGCACGUCACUGCCACUUCUUUGCCGCAGACGAGGGCACCUGACCUGGAAGGGGUCUCGGUCAGGGGAGCCAGCCCUGCUGCGUCUCUGCUCCUGAAGCCUGGUGAAGAAGAGGUGCGAGCAGCAGCCGCGGAGCCUCGGGGGGCGGACGAGGGGGCGGCCCCUGUGAGCAAGGAGAGGCCCGGUGGGGAGGCACCCCCGGCCCGCGAGGUGCAGGCCUUCCCCGCGCCCGAGGGCAAGUCUAUACUGCUGUUCGGAGGGGCCGCCGCUGUGGCCCUCCUGGCCGUGGCAGUCGGGGUCGCGCUGGCUCUGAGAAGGAAGUAGCGGCUUUUUCAGAGGAGAAGGCCGAUGCAAAGGGUCUCAGGUUUUAGUUGUGUUGGCUGGAUUUGAGCUGCCAGCAGCUGACGGGACAUUUAUGGAACGCUGAGAGAAUUGGGGUGUCUGCGCAACGAGGCCGCGGCCUGAGCCACACGCAAGGGCCGGGUGGGUGGAGUGCGUUCGCUGUGGUCUGCCUGUCAGUUCCCAGGGCCUCGGCCCGGGCUGCGUUCCGAAUCACGGCUGCAGUGCUCCCUCUGCAACAGGGUUCUUGGCAAUUCCAUGAUGCGUUAGGCCAUCCUGUGCUCCGGGGGUGUCCGCAGCAGCCUGGCCUCUGCCCACUAGAUGCCGGUAGCACCCACUCCCCGGGAGGAAACCAAAAAUGUCUCAGACAUUGCCAAAUGUCCCCUGUGGGCAGAAUCAUCCCCGUGGAGGUCCGCUGCUUUAGAGGGAGAGGGGUACUUUAGGAAAACCUGGUAGAGUCUCCCGCUUAGCUGGGGAGCUGCGUCCGCCCCCACGGGCAGCCCGUGUUCCGCAGCUGCCCCUCUUCCGCCCCCCCCCCACCCCAUAGGGUGAGGGCGCUGCCCCCGCGUCGCACCACCUCAGGGUCUACGCCGCUGUUCUGCCCGGGGCCCGCUCUGGGCCGUGGGAGAGGGCGCGCCCGCCCCACGCCACCACACCCGAUGAGCCCAAGGCUCCCUGCAGCCCCCCUUUGCAGAGAGGCUGCCUUUCGGAAGCUUGAGAAAAGCUGAGAACAGAAGAACGAGACCUAGGGUUCCCAGCCUGCAGGUUACUGGCGCAGAGGUAUCUGUCUGUAGAGGCCAGAGGAUGGCCUGAGCGACCUGCUGGGCCUCGAGCCCUUUCCGUCACGGUCACCCACUUGCCUACAGUGACUCGCCAGCAGCGCCGGGGGUCACACGCUGGGUGCAGCCCUGGGUUAGUAUGUUUCUCCCAGUAUCUGGCCUGCCCUAGGACUGGGCGCCCAGCUCUGGGGGUCUCUUACUACGUGGUGAGGAUUGUCAUCCUCGGACUUAGAGUGAAUUGGGUCACAACUUACUGGCUAUCAUUGAAAUAAAGUGAGAUUUUAUCAGUCCCAAAUAUCACUGAAAUUUAAGGUGAGAAUAAAAAGCUUGAGCUUCAAGUGUGAGGCUCCCGUGAGGUUCUAGUCUGGCCUUCACCGUACAGGGACGGAGGCCUCUUCCCCCGAACUCGGCACAGCCCAGAUGCCAGGGCGGGAGGCCGGGGGGCCCAGGCCACCGUGCCAGUGGAGGCGCAGCGUGCGUUUCUGUCUCCCUGCCGAUGCCAUCCCUCCGCGAGGGCUGGAGCUGUGUCCUUUCAUUCUGCGGCCACAGUGACUGCAGGGCCCGCAAGCCGGAGAAGUCAUCUCAGAUUUACCUUAGUUGAUGUAACAAAUUACUUUUUAGAUCCUGAAAUUUAUAAUAAAAAUACUUUACCUACCCUGA